Mycena citricolor is the source of this 6395-nucleotide messenger RNA. The record is from the annotation of a GenBank genome assembly. Lineage: Eukaryota; Fungi; Basidiomycota; Agaricomycetes; Agaricales; Mycenaceae.
GUGCAUUCAUCAUCGAACUCAGAGUGAUCCUCCCUCAUUCCACUGGUCCAACAUUCGGCCAUAGUUCUACGCAGAACUAUGUCGGCAGCUUCAUUCAAUCCGACGCCUGCAGAGCUUGCUCUGACAAAUCAGAUAUUCGCCACUGCUGAUCCUCAAAAGCUCGGUGUGAUCACGGGCGAGGUCGCAGUGGGAAUAUUCGGGGGCGCGAAUUUGUCGCCAAUCGUGCUUGGAGAGAUUUGGCAGAUUGCAGACGAAGGAAACAAUGGCUGGCUGUCUCACAAAGGCGUUGCUGUCGCUGUCCGACUCAUGGGCCAUGCGCAGAAGGGAGAGAAGGUGUCUCCCGCCCUGCUCAGCAAACCCUGUCCGCUCCCUAACAUCACUGGCUUUACUCCCGUCGUAGCACAAGGGACCGGUGCAUCCCGAACCAGGUCACCAAUUCCCACCGCUGGCAUGCCGCCCUUCACGCCGCAAGAUAAGGCCAAAUUCCAGAACAUGUUUGUCAAGGCAGGGCCAGUGGACGGCCUUCUUUCAAGUGACAAGGCGCAGGAAAUAUUUAUUAAAUCUAAACUUCCCAAUGACGUUCUCGGGCAAAUAUGGAAUCUAGCCGACACACAAGACCGAGGCCGGUUGGAUUCCACCGACUUUGCGAUCGGAAUGUAUCUUAUACAAGCCAAGAUGACGGGGCAACUACCGUCUAUACCCAGCACGCUCCCUCCUGGUUUCUAUCAACAGGUCGCUGGUCAGCCGCAAAGCACCAUCCGCACGCAGGCGACCGGUGGAUCAUUCAGUCCACUCGCUAGUUCUUUCUCACAAACCUCUUCGCGGAGCGCAGUCCAACCGCAAUAUACCGGAGGAAGCAUGUCCAUUCUUCAACCUCAGUCCACAGGACCUUGGCCAGCCAAGGCUGCUGUGCCACCACAGUUGCCGAUGCGCACCGGCGCAUCAGCGAUUGGUGGCGGUGCCUUCGGAUCAACCCCAGCUCAAGCUGCAUGGGAUGUCACUCCUGCUGAGAAAACAACUGCAGACCACUGGUUCGACUCCCUUGAUGUCCAGCGGCGUGGUUACAUCCAAGAUGAUGUCGCUGUACCUUUCCUACUGGAGUCGAAGCUUUCUGGCGAUGAUCUCGCUCAGAUUUGGGACCUUUCGGAUCUGAACAGCGAUGGCCGCUUAACCCGAGAUGGGUUUGCCAUUGCUUGGCACCUCAUCCAGAGCAAACGCAAGGGGGUGCCCAUUCCCAACAGUCUACCACCCACUCUGAUACCGCCACACCUAAGAAACACCGGCUCUUCGGCGUUUGCUGCUACGCCGGCGGCAGCAGCACCUCCCCCUCCCGAACCAGUCAAGGACCUCUUCUCAUGGGAUGAUCCUGUGCCAGUUCCUCAUGCGGCUCCGCCUACCGUGCAGCCCGCAUCGCCUCAGCACUCGGCAUUCCCUGCUUCACCGUUCAAUGCACCCUCCUCCGCUCCGCAGAGGGACUUGCUUGACGACGAUGAAGAGGCCGUCUCACCUGCCCCCGCUGUUCAGGAGCAGGCAGCUGAAAUCGGCAACCUCCAGAACCAAGUCAACUCCACGAGUCGCUCGCUUGCAAGUGCCCAAGCAGAGCGCCAGGCGCUGGAGACCACUCUCGCCAAUCAAGCAGCGCAGUUGUCAGCGCUUGAAACUCAACUGUCGACCGCCAAGGCUGCGUUCGAAACCGAGAACAAGCUGCUGUCAGGUCUCCGCGAACGACACAGCAAGCAGACCGCGGACAUGAAUACGGUCCGGGAAGAACUCAUUCGUGCUGAAAGCGAUCUCAGUGCUGUGCGCGUAGAGAAAGCGGAGAUCGAAGGCGCAUUUCUACGAGACAAGGAGGAAGUGCGCGCGCUCCAGAAGAAGAUGGUCGAAGCUGGGCUGGAUAUUGAGACAGCGAAGCUGGAUGUCGAGAAGGCCAAGAAGGAAGCAAAGCAGCAGAAAGGGCUUCUUGCUAUUGCCAAGAAACAGUUGAGCACUAAGGAAUCGGAGCGAGCUAAAGCGGCAAAGGAACUACAAGAAGCGCAAGCUGAAGCUGCUGCCGUGAUCGCUGAGAAGGACCACGUUGACCGGGCUAUCGCUGAGGUUGAGGCUCAGCCUGCUCUAGAACGUGCUACCUCUGGUGACUCGUUGGCUUUCGCUGCGUCUCAGCCGCUGCCCACCAGCCCGGAUCUAGGCAGUCCAUCGCACGCGUCGAGUAUCAAGAGCAAUAAUCCCUUUGACCGGCUGAUGGGCAAUACCACUCCUCGUCCUCAGUCUCCCUUUGCUUUACCGGCCGAUUCCAAUGCUUCAACGGACCCCUUCGGCUUGAAUUCUGCUUUUACGGCGGAAGGCAGCGAAACACCUCACGCCGAGGCUUUCCCUGCUGAGACGGCUUUCCCUGCUGAGGCGGCUUUCCCUACUGGGACUGUUUCUACCGAGGCUGGUCUUUCGCCACAGGCAUCCGAACCCAUCCCACUUUCCCCCUCUUCUGAGGAUGUCAGCGACAACGAUGUGUUUUUGACCCCCGUCACUGCUACGGGCCCUGGGUUCCCGGCCAUUGAUGACGUUGUAGCCACGGCUUCUCCAGCUGCGGCAGCAGAGCCCAAUGGCUUCGACCACUUCGAGCCUAACAAAGAAGUCGCGAGCGACGCGACGACGGUGAAAUCACAUCUUCCCGAUCAUGAAGAACAGGGCGAAACGAAUCUCAACGCCCAGCUCAAGGAGUUGGACAUCCAGGAGUCGGAUAGCGACAGCGAGGACGAAGUUCCGCUGGCGAACAUCGCCAAACGAAAAAGCGUCAACUUGGACACCCUGCCUGGUGCCAAUGAUGAACUGAAACCUACUGCGGUUGAAACUUCCUUCGACGAUGUGUUUGGCUCAUCGGAGCCUCCGGUUUCUUCUGCGUCUGGGGCGACACCGUUCACUGAUGCCUUCGGGAUGCCCUCUGUGUUCGAUGGGGCCAGCAAGUCUCCGCCUGUCGCCGAUGUGUCAGCCUUCGAUGAGGCUCUGGGCAAGCUGCCUGCGAGUGCCACUUCGCCUGCUCAGUUCAAUGCCUUCGACUCGGCAUUCGAUGACAACUUUGACUUUGGCACGAGCACCGGUGCCGCUGCUCCUGCUCCUGCCCCUGCUACCCAAAGCAGCUUCCCCCCUCCGCCGUCUUCGAACGGACAUGCUGUCUCACCCUUGCCGGCUAGCGCAACCAAAACUGACUUUGGAAACAUCUUUGGUGAUUCCCCAGCUGUAGGCAAUGGACCGGCAGCGGCCAAUGGGAGCGCGACCUCAGCUUUUGACGAGGCCUUUUCGGGGUUUGACACGAAUCCGAACUUGAAGAACCUCAGUGCCUCGCUUGAUACUACAGCUGCCGUCCCCUCGGCUGCGGCUGCUACAGACGAGCCUCUUUAUGCGCCGCCACCGUCUUCGCCGCCAGCUGCGCGGUCCAUUUCGCCUCCGCUCUCGCAUCGGUCGCCGCCGCCGCCGAACCGGGCGUCUCCCGCCAAAGGUCGCAGCUCAAUCGGGUCAAUGAAAGAGGAGAAGGAAAAGGAAAAGACAAGACGAGGACUUCUAAACUCAAUCCGUCUUCCGUUCGGCAAGAAGAAGCACAAGGACAAGGCCGAGGCUGUUCCGUCGACGUCGACGAGUGCGAUGACUCCCCCUCAAGAGGAGCCGCCGACGGGUGUUAUCGGCGAGGACGACGAUGUUCCGUCUGUCAAGCAGCUGAUUGGGAUGGGAUUCAGCCGCCCGCAGGCCGUCGAGGCGUUGGAAGCAUACGACUACGAUGUGCAGAAAGCACUCAAUGCAUUGCUCAAUGUGGCGGCAUGAAUGUAUAAUGGCCGUAAAUUAUCGUAUGCUACUGUCCCCUAGUGAAUAAUGGACUCAGGGAAUGUUGAUCGGAACUCUGAACGGAAGCUCCACUGGCCCAGAGAUGCCGUGCAGCCAUUUCUUCCAGUCCUGCUGUUUCGCGACUACGGAUCGCUGCGCUUCGGUCGGCCGAUGAGCGCACAAGACGACCGAAUACUUGGAGACAUCGCGGAACCGGAUGAUCAGCGUGUUCGCGCCCUCUGAAAGAAAAGGCGACACGUCAAACAGUCCGUCCGGGGGCAACUGGCCAACAGUGAGUAGUCAGCGGAAGGAGCUAUCUGGCACGAACAGCAAAUGGCGGAGACAGCGGAAAAGUCGUGACUUGGCCUUCCCAUACGGCAUCCAAAUCCAUUUCCCCUUGAUUUGUUCAGAUAACGCGGUCACACAAUGAGAGGGACCGUCACCAUUAUCCGGCCAAGAACACUCCAGCUCGGGAAGGAUCCGCAUCAUAUCGGUCGACUGCGCUUGUUCCAGCUUGGAGUUGACCUCAGACGCGAGGAAACAGAGCAGGCUGAUGCAGAGUGCCUCGUCGACUUCACUGUCCUCUUUCAUCCAUAUCAUUUAUCCGAAGAUGAGCAGAUUAUGCGCACCCCGGGUUCGUGGAUCGCCGGUUCCACUUGUUCAACGACACUGCUUGCAUCGAGUUGAUCGGCACUUCGAUCUUGAUCUGGCCCUUCGACGAAGGGUGAUGUCGAGCCAACACAAAUCCUUGGUGGAUCCCCGUCUCUUGUGUACAGUCGUCAGCAUAAUUCUUGUGUGACCGGCGAGCAUAUCGGCCUACUUUUCGAAAACUGGGCAUCCAAUGUCGCGCUCGCCUCAGGGAGUGGUGGGUUUCUGUCUGGAUUCGCAAGACGCUCGUUGGCCCCAUUAAUUAGAGAAUGCACGAUGCUUUGCACAGCAGAGGGUAUGUCAUCCAGAGAGUCGCCCAGCAACUUGCGCAGGUGUGCUGCUUCUGCCGCAAUCGCUUCCGACUCGCUCACAGCCCGCGCAGAGAGCGGAGGUUCAAUCGGCUGUCGCACAAUCAGUUCAAUGCAAUGUGGCAGACCGAAAACGCUUCACCGGUUCAGUCUACGUGUCGAAGCAUCAGCACAGUGAAAGGGACUUAUGGAACGACUUACAGGUCCUGUCAUUUCAGCGUCGUGCAAGUCGAUUUCCAUGUCGACAUCGUUGUCGUAGUCCAUGCGAAGGCCAGGGUUGGAGUCUGAGACUGGGUCCACCGCUUUCCGGAGAGGGUCUGCGAUGUGACCAGGUGCCUCGGGUACCAUCUCAUCUGCUGGAGAGGUCAUAGCCAGUGGCUGGUCAAGCGUCAAAGUCAGAGCAGGUUCUAUCGCAGGAGACAAGAUGCGAGGGUCUGCAGCUACGAAGAGUUGUCCAGCCGCGGAAGAUGGUUUUUGAACCACCACAGCAGGCGCUUGAACAACUGCGAUAGACGGCGCUUCAUCUCCAACAGACGGCGCUUCAGUUUCAACAGACGGCGCUUGAGGUUGAACAGAAGGCGCUUCAGCCACACCGGGCGCCUGUUCGAUUCCAACAUAGGGCUCUGCGGGCGCCGGAGGCAGAUCAACUUGCAGAUUGGAGCUCCUUGAGAUCUGGGCCUGGGAAGCCAGCUCCAGGACGGUUGGCGCGGUGAGAGUUGCAGGUGCAAUCAAGGUUUUAUCUUCGACAGGAGCGAGAGACUCUACUGCAGGCUGCUCCACCUUGAUGGGCAUAGGCGCCGAGUCUUCUUCGUCAGCCACUUGGAUCGGGGCUGCAAGCGUGCCCUCGCCCAACUCAGCUUUCUCUUUGGCCUUGCUGAUCUCCAUCUCCUGCUUCCGUUUUUCGACUUCACCCUGCACGAAUCGAGAGAGAUCGGGCUUCUUCUUCUUCCUCCUGGGCUCGGUCUUGACGGCCGACUUGGACGGCCCAGCCUGUGCUGAAGGAGUGGUCGGGGACGGCGCGACGGUCGAUGCUGGUGUGCUUGGACCCACAUCGGAGGCGGUGGCCGUUGGAAUAGAGACAGAGGCGGACAGAGAAGACGGCUCGGAUGGCAUCGCGGUACUAGAACCAGCCACAGUGGGGAUGGCCGAUGUGAGCGCGGACGCUAGCGAAGACGAGUUGGACCGGACUUGCUGCAUCUGAGCGGUAUUCGGGCUCACGUCAUGUGACGACUGCCUUGUGGAACGUCAAAAACCUACAGAUAUCGACGUGAAGGAUCACAUACUGUGGAGUGGGAGCCUCUUGCGAAAGGCUCAGCUCGAGGCGCUUGGCGUUCCGCACCAAGGUCUGAACGGUUUCUGAGUCCAUAAAUGUAUCGCUUCGCUUUGGCACGCACAGAUGUUACACUCACGCUGGAGUUCGGGUUCGACGAACAGAGACGUGAACUGAGCAAGAAUUGUGAUGAGACUGGUGUACGCCUGGUUCGUUGCGUAAUCUGACAGCAACGGAUUUGAACAAAGAACGCGGUCUUUCGCAUCCGAGGAGCAGAGGCAUACCAAUAGGAUAUUGACUAUUUCCGGCCGCGCCUCAAAGUAAUAAGCCUUGUCGCAGUUGAGCCAGGACCCGAAUUU